Closterium sp. NIES-67 is the source of this 3375-nucleotide messenger RNA. Lineage: Eukaryota; Viridiplantae; Streptophyta; Zygnematophyceae; Desmidiales; Closteriaceae. The record is from the annotation of a GenBank genome assembly.
CACAUUUUCCACCCAUUGUGAAGUUCACGACCUCCCAGCUCCACUCGGGAUCUUAGCCUUUUACGGUCCCAACCCCACGCGUUGCGACACGGCGACUCCGAAUGCCAGGCACAACUUGCAACGUGUACAGUCCACUAUCCCCGCCCAUCAUUUAGGAGGAUCCUUCCCUGCAGCGUGACUCACAAAAAAUUCCUGAAGAGGUUACUACAACUCUCACAACCAAGUACACGCGCCAGAAAAGCGAUCAAGUGAUUUGACAAAGGCUUGGCUCGACUGCCUGCUUGGAAUUCCUCGGUUUUGGGCUAGCUGGUCCGGAACUUUGGAAGUUCGGAUAGCAUUCAGAAUCAAUAGCAUUCUUAGCGAGUCUUCCUUCGCGAAUCAUCGCUACCGUCAGAAUCGGUAUCUCCAUCGUCGGCUGCGGACUACGCGAGUUGGCUUUUGAGUCGACUCAAACGCAGACUCGGUACUGCCUCGGCGUCAGCCCUGGAAGGAACGAGAGGCAGUCCGAAUUUUCGCGUUGAAGACGGCGGCCCGAGCGCGGCUCGCCAUCCUGACCACUGCCGGUGGCAGUGUAAUCGCCAGUCCUGAUACUAUUUGGCAGAGUAAUCGGCACGGUGCCCUUACUUACCCCCCCUGAAUCCUGCGGCGUAACUUAGAUCGAUCGAUCUAAGUGUGGCAUCAUGGACGCGGUGCGUUGGGCCCAGCGGGUUGCCCUCGCCACGUGGAUCACUGUGGUGUCCGUCGCUGCUUCGUAUGCAGCCGCGGAGCCCACCGCGGUCUACAUCGUGCAGUUGCGCGACCUUCCGCCAAUCUCCGCCUACCGCGGCGGGAUCGCCGGCUUCCCCGCGACGGCGCCUCCCGUCGCCACUACCACCGCUGCCGCCGCUGCCGCCGUGAAGGCCACGGCGCGGACGUUGGGGCUGCGGAACAUGCGCGGACCGCUGCGCAGGUGGUUCCGCCGGCGGCAUCCGAACAUCCGCCUUCCGCACGUGAAGGCGUUUGCGGAGCUCCUGGGGAAGGCGCAGAAGGCCAUCGCGGAGAAAGCGGGCAUUUUGCCGAACAGCAUGCUGUAUAGCUACACGUACUUGAGCAACGGCUUCGCCGCAAAACUGACGCCCGCGCAAGCCAACCAGCUGCGCAAGGACUCCGCCGUGGCGGAAGUGCGCCAAAGCCUCCCCGUGCGCCCCGCGGGGCAAGUCUCUUCCCCCGCCGGCGCGUCCAGCUCCGCCGCAGGGGGGACAACACCGACCGCGGCGGGAACGGGAACGGUGGCGGGGAAGCCUGCGGCGGGGGGCGCGGGAGGCGCAAAGACGGGGAGCGUCCAGCAGGGCGGACUGAAGAUGCCGCAGGAGUUGUGGGUGGCGAACGGGGGGGAGCUGAGCGCAGGGGAGGACGUGGUUGUGGGGGUGAUCGACAGCGGGAUAUGGCCCGAGCACCCGUCCUUCAGCGAUACUAAUUCUAGCAACGCGUACGGCCCGCCGCCCUCCACGUGGCAGGGCAAGUGCGAUACGACAGAGGACUUCCCCGCGUGCAACGACAAGGUGAUCGGCGCGCGCUUCUUCAUCAACUCGUUCGACCAGUCCGGCCGCCAGCUCAACACUGCGCGCGACUUCCGCUCGCCACGGGAUGUCGACGGCCAUGGCUCCUGGUGUGCCGGCGCCGCAGCGGGCAACAGCAACGUCCCGGUGAUGUCCAGCUCAGGGAAGCGCUUCGGCACGGUGUCGGGCAUGGCUCCGCGGGCGCGCAUUGCGGUCUACAAGGCCUUCUGGCUGCAGAAGGACGGCUCCCUCAUAGCCGAGCAGGCCGACAUCGAGGCGGCGGUCAACCAAGCAGUGGCGGAUGGUGUGGACGUGCUGAGCAUGUCGUUCGUGAGCGACGUGCAGACCAGCUACUUUGACGACCGCAUCUUCCUCCGCGCCAACCAGGUUGGCGUCGUGCCCGUCUUGGCGGCGGGCAACAGUGGCCCUCCGCCUGGGGACUCUACCUACCGGACUCUGUACAACUACUCGCCAUUCUACCUCACUGUCGGGGCCAGCACCCUGGCCCAGCGGUACCAGACGCAGAUCACGCUGGGAAACAAGGCGGUGGUUCUAGGAGCCGGGCUGGGCGGUAACGCCGUAACCGCCAAGGGGGCUCCGUUGAUCGACGCCCGGUCCGCUCCUGGGGAGGUGGCUGGGUUAGACGAGGCAGAGCUAUGCUUUCCGGGGUGCCUGGACCCGGCUAAAGUGGCUGGGAAGAUCGUGAUGUGCUUGAGAGGGGGAGUGUUCCUGUUUGAGAAGGCACAUGUGGUGGCAGAAGCAGGCGGCGUGGGGGUUAUCUUUGUGAAUGACCCCACUGGGAGCUCGGACGUGUAUUCCUCUGUGUCGAGCGCGACGAUCCCCACGGUGCAUCUGACAGCAACUCAGGGAGCAACGAUUCGGGCGUACAUCAAGAAGACGAAGCAGCCCACAGCAACUAUAGGAGCAGAUUGUGUUUCCGCCAAGACCACCGUCUCCCCGCCCGCCGUAGCCGCCUUCUCCUCCACAGGGCCACCUCUUGACCCCAUGGACGAUUUCGUCCCCUUCGGCCCCACCAACGACAUUCUCAAGCCUGACAUCCUCAGCCCGGGCGUGGAGCUCUGGUCGGCAGUCGCCGGCGACAUUAAAAACGCCAGCAAGCCGGUGUUUGAUCUGCUGUCGGGGACGUCCAUGGCAACGCCACUCGCUGCGGGGAUAGCUGCACUGCUCGUGCAGAGAUUCCCCACCUGGACCCCGGCUCAGGUCAUGUCGGCCAUACAGACCACGGCGAGUCCAGUGAAUGAUGCUGGGAAGCCGAUCACUACCGAGAAGGGGGCUGUUGCAACUCCCUGGGAGACUGGGGCUGGUACGGUGAAUGCCGCGAAGCUGGCGGAUCCAGGGCUCACGUAUAAUGCCGGAAUUCAGGAAUAUAUGAAUUUCCUGGCCGGGCAAAGCAGGUACAGGACCGGGGUAUUAUGGCCUAAGGAGGUGGUAACCCCCACCCCAGCGUACAACUUGAACCUUCCGGCGAUAGUGUUCUCUCGGGUGAACGGCACGAGGGUUGCAGUGCGCACAGUGACCAGUGUUGCUGCAAAAGCGUCGACUUACAAGGCCAAGGUCGUCGUCCCUCUUGGGAUGCAAGUUACCGUUACACCAAGCCAGUUUUCUGUGAAACCUGGAGAAUCCAGGACAUUCACCGUGGCUGUGUCAAUUCUCAAGCCUUCUACAAAGUUUGCCUUCGGAAGCUUGACGUGGGAGGACGAGCUAGGGCAUAGUGUACGCUCAGUGUUGGCUGUGCAAUCACGCACAAUGUUCAAGAGAAAGUAGGAUGUGUUGCUGUAGUUAAGUUGGUUUGCCCCCAAUUUGUAUCAUACCAUUC